UCUCUUUCUUGUAGUCUCUUAUUUUCUCCUUUGCUUCUUCUCCACGAUUGCUCAGUUCUACAAUGACUGACCAAAACACAGAUGCGCAUCCGGUGGUAGACUCUCCUUCGUCUUCAUAUCAGCAACUUCGACAGGAUACUCUCAGAGCGUACGAGACUAUGUAUGGCUCCUUGGACAAUCAUUACUCACUUGGAAACACACCGUUCUCUCCUUUGUCAGAUUUGCAAAUCCUAGAAUCGAGUUUUGGAAGAUUGAGUGUCUCGGAUCCAAACGCUCGUCAACAGCAACUACUUGAUCAUCGUCGAAGCAAUCAAUAUCCUUUUGACGGUCGAGAUCGAGGUAUGAAUGUAUGUGACUACCAUAACCCUUCGUAUUAUCUGCAUCCAACUGAACGAGAGCAGCUUGAUCAGGCUGCGCAGAGAUUGUUGUUUAGUCAGGAUAAUCAUUAUGAUGUUUAUAAGUCAUAUGAUAAUGGUUCUCAUGGGCGUAGCAACAGUGGCUUGACGGGUCGUCCUCCUUAUAUUGGCUUCAACGGAGAUCUAGGAGAGUUUCCUUUAACCUCACGUAAUCAUAAUUUAUGUGAUCAAAGCCCAUGGAGUUUUUCACAUGUGCCUGAAACCCGCACUAAUCGUCAUGAUCCCUACAGCAUGGAUAACUCUAGAGCUAAAGAUACCAUACUUUCACGUGCUAAGGACGCUGUGGAGUCUGCUAAGUUGCAAAAAGUGAUUGUAGAAGGUUCAAGGGACACAGUUCAUAAAAUAUUUGACGAGUUGAAAACACAUGUUUGUGAGCUGAUGAUUGACCCGGUUGGCCAUCAAGUUUUUCAAACGAUUAUUGAGAAAUGCACCAAUGAACAGACCACCCAGAUUUUGGAUAUAGUGAUUCAACAACCUAUUCAGUUUGUUAGAAUUUGUGGCGAUACUCAUGGGACUCGUGCAAUACAAGAUUUGAUGCGGUCUCUUUGUUCUGAAGAGCAAAUAUCCCGGUUUAUGCAAACUAUAUUCCAUGUUGCACUACUCUUGACUAAAAGCACAAACACGAACCAUGUGAUUUCGUUCUGCUUCCGUCAUUUUUCUCCUUUACAAACCCAUGUUAGUAUAUCUCUCUCUUGAUUACACUAAAUAUAUAUAUUCAUAUGUAUCUUAUUUUCAUAAAUAGUUUGAGUUUAUUUGUAUUUUUUACUGAAUUUUAUGUGGUCUAUUCUAUAGUGUCUUCUUCAAGUGAUUGUUCAGAAUUGUUAUCAAAUUGCACUUGAUCAGCAUGGAUGUUGUAUGCUUCAACAAUGCAUUGGAAAAUCCCCUCGAGAAAUAAGAGAUCCUUUGAUUAGUGGCAUACUCACUAACUCUCUGAGCCUAUGCAUAAACCGCUACGGGUAAAAUAAGAUGCAUGGAUUACAUAAAUAGCGUGGUUACAUAUUAAUUUUUGAUGUAACACAAUUAUAUUUUUAUUUGUUAGAAACUAUGCGGUUCAGUAUGUGUUGGAAAUGGAAAAUUGUCAAGUGGCAGCGUCUCUAUCGCAAUAUCUAGAUGGGCAUUACGUGCAACUCUCUUGUGACAAAUUUGGGAGUCAUGUUGUGCAAAAGUGUUUGGAAACUAGACAAUUUAACUCAAGGAGGAUCAUAAACGAGCUGAUAAGUGACAUUGAUUCAAUUCUUGUAGAUCGUUUCGGAAACUAUGUGAUUCAAACUGCAUGGGUGGUAUCUCAGGUAAGAAUUAAACAUAUUUUACAUAGUUUGUGUGUAUUUUGAAAAUCAUAAUGCUUUUUGUCUGUUUGUUUGUAGGAUGAUAUGCGGAAUAAAUUGUUGUAUCAUAUCAACAAGAAUUAUCCUUUAAUGAGGUACAACAUGUACGGAAGGAAAAUACUCGAGAAACUCAGUCUCUGAAUAUAGAACAACAUAUCAAGAGUAAGAUAUCGAGCCACUAUUAGAGUUAAUGUUUGGUGUGUUUUUUUCUUUUGACUUUGACUCAGUGUUGUCAAUUAGUGUUUAUGUGUUUUAUUUGUUACGUGUUUUCUUUUAGAUUUGUGUUGUAGUUUCAUUAGUCAUGGUAUUUUUAUAUUCAUCCAUCAAACGGGCUUGUAACUAUUAAAAGUCUUCUUGUGUCGAAUGCUUUCAAUCAUAAUUGUUUUCAAAUGUUAGUGUGUUUUUUUUUUUUUUACGCAUUAUUAUCACUGGUAAAGUUAGUGAUCUCAUUUUGUUUAUACGUUUGUAUCCUAAGUUUAAUCGUUUUUGAGUUUAGAGAAGGAGCGGCCCUGAAAUUGGCCUAGAGGAUAGAGAAAAAUCAUGCUUCUAAAUAAAAAUCAUCUACCAGGACAAUUAAAAUUUGCUCGUAUGGUUCAGUUAUGUUUAAGCAAACAUGAAAUAUUAGCAUACUAGUAUUACCACCUGUGCUAUGCACAGGUCAAUUCUCUGUUUCAAAAAUUAUUUGAUCAUCGUUUUAAUUUUCAAAUAAAGUGAAUGUUAUUUCAAAUAUUAUAUGAAUAAUAGCACGUAAUAUUAGAGGUACAUGCAUGAUAUAAAGCUGUCAAAAGGUCGAAACAAUAACUUUGAUAUCAUUACAAAAUUGAUACAUGUUUGUAGAAUUUUUCAUAAAUAAAUAAAAUAUAUACCAAAAUACAAAAUAUACUUGAAAUACAAUAUUUGAUGGUUAAGUACAGAGUAACAAAUGAUUAUUAGAAAUUUAUUAUUUAAGUUUGUUUAUAGUUUGAAAUUGACAUUUUAUGUUAAUUUACCUAACAUGUUUUUUCUUAAAAGCACACAUUUAACCAAAAUUAACCCACAUUAGUCAUUACUUAUUUUGAUAGUUUGUUUAAUUUAUCAGAUUGAAAUUUACAAAUUUAGUUUGCCUUUUAUAAAUUAAAAAAAAAAAUUGUUUAGCAAUAGUCAAGUGAUUCAACUUUGGAUUCAGAAAUGAAAGCUUCGCUAUACGUUCAACAAAU
This is a messenger RNA of Brassica rapa (field mustard), 2937 nucleotides long. Its product is annotated as pumilio homolog 15-like. Gene Ontology annotation, cellular component: cytoplasm. Gene Ontology annotation, molecular function: mRNA binding. The record is from RefSeq and is a predicted model, not a curated record. Gene Ontology annotation, biological process: post-transcriptional regulation of gene expression. NCBI's taxonomy places the organism in Eukaryota, Viridiplantae, Streptophyta, Magnoliopsida, Brassicales, Brassicaceae.